AUGACCAAAGAAUUUACUGCACUGAUUGAAGGAUUUGUGCUUUGCACAAAUACUGAAACAAAUGUGUUCCCUUCGGAUGUCUUACUGAAGUGGGCCUGUCUUGCCACAAGCACAGUCAUUAAUGACCUCCAUCCACGUACCAUUGAUCUUCCUGGAAAAGUACCUUUUAAGGCAAAUGAAGCAGAUCUAGCGGUACUUAAGGAUGGCUAUACAACAGAUGACAUUGAAUUUUACUGGCGUGGGGGUGAUAAUGCAGUCACAGGAGUGACAAAGAUCGAACUGCCACAGUUCUCCAUUGUAGACUACAAGCUUAUCACCAAGAAUGUUGUUUUCUCUACAGGUGCCUAUCCAAGACUGUCUCUCAGCUUUAAACUUAAGAGAAACAUUGGUUACUUCAUUCUGCAGACCUACAUGCCUUCUAUUCUGAUCACUAUCCUGUCCUGGGUUUCCUUCUGGAUUAAUUAUGAUGCUUCAGCUGCAAGAGUUGCUUUAGGAAUCACAACUGUACUCACAAUGACAACAAUUAACACCCAUCUUCGAGAGACUCUUCCCAAAAUUCCAUAUGUGAAAGCCAUUGAUAUGUACCUUAUGGGAUGUUUUGUCUUCGUUUUCAUGGCUCUGCUGGAGUACGCAUUGGUCAACUACAUCUUCUUUGGCAGGGGACCUCAGCGUCAAAAGAAAGCGGCAGAAAAAGCUGCCAGUGCCAACAAUGAGAAGUUGCGAAUGGAUGUCAAUAAGGACAGAAGAAUAAUUGGCACAUAUCAUUGUCCAGAAAUGUAUUCAACAAAGAUGGAUCCACACGAAAAUAUUUUGUUGAGCACACUUGAAAUUAAAAAUGAGAUGGCUGCCUCCGAGGCUGUGAUGGGGCUUGGGGACCCUAGAAGCACUAUGCUGGCGUAUGACACUUCAAGCAUCCAGUACCGGAAAGCUGGCUUACCCAGGCACAGCUUUGGUCGCAAUGCCCUGGAGCGACAUGUGGCACAGAAGAAAAGUAGGCUACGGAGACGUGCAUCUCAACUGAAAAUUACCAUUCCUGACUUGACUGAUGUAAAUGCCAUAGAUCGAUGGUCACGCAUUUUCUUCCCUGUUGUUUUUUCCUUCUUCAAUAUUGUUUAUUGGCUUUACUAUGUGAACUAAGAAACAAAGCCACACAGGGAGCAAGAACUGGAUUUCUCUUCAAAUCAGUUGUACAGCCAAAAGUGGGACUUAGAAAAAUUCUAUUCAGGACAAAAAGUUAUUUUAAAACACCUUAGUUGCUGGCCCACUCUAUGGUCUAUUUUUAUAAUGUUUUGGUUGUAUCUGCUAAAUCAUACAUAUAUUAAGUUGCAGUAUGGACAUAUCCCCUUACCAAAAUAUAAGUGCAUUUUGAGUGUGAAGGCAAAUUGGAUUUUGACAAUCACUUGUGUCUCAUUGUCCCUCAUUCUCUUUUUUUUUUUUUUUUUUUUUUUUAUAUGACCAUUUGAGUUUCAUGAUACAAAUCAUAGAGGGGCAUUUGAGUAACAAGUUCUACUUUCAACAGCAGUACAUACCAUUCCCAGGGAAACUGCAUAUCCAAGACAUGCAUCUACACUUAAGAGAGUGCACUAAGUUGUUACACGCUUAUGAAACAUACACACUCUAUCUUUUAAAUGUGUAAACUUGAAAACAAGUAGUGCCUAUCAUCUUUCCAGGAUGAUGACGGUCAGAGGUUUCCCAACCAUUUUCAGGUAUUUCCUAUUAUUUAUUGAAAGAAGUAAACCUUUGACUGAUAAUAUUAGGG
Molecule: messenger RNA, 1759 nt
Organism: Cariama cristata (Red-legged seriema)
Lineage: Eukaryota; Metazoa; Chordata; Aves; Cariamiformes; Cariamidae
Gene: GABRB2
Product: gamma-aminobutyric acid (GABA) A receptor, beta 2
Exons: 6
Coding region: 1-1137 (378 amino acids)
Biological process (GO): nervous system process; chemical synaptic transmission; signal transduction
Cellular component (GO): membrane; neuron projection; synapse
Molecular function (GO): extracellular ligand-gated monoatomic ion channel activity; GABA-A receptor activity; neurotransmitter receptor activity
Source: RefSeq, a predicted model, not a curated record